AUGAAUUACAUCAGCAGCUUCGAUCGGCACGUAACAGAAAAACACGAGCCGGCCGUUCUUAUUGUCAAUUGUCUUUUAGUUAUUGUGAUUUGGAAUCAUGUCAUUGUCAAGCACAUCCAUCCACAAGCAGUUGCAGCAGCCGCUGCCAUUCCGGCAGUAGGCCCUGGCCAGCACAUCCAUCCACAAGCAGUUGCAGCAGCCACUGCUAUUCCGGCAGUAGGCCCUGGCCAGCACAUCCAUCCACAAGCAGCUGCAGCAGCCGCCGUCAUUCCGGCAGUAGGUCCUGGCAAGCACAUCCAUCCACAAGCAGCUGCAGCAGCCGCCGCCAUUCCGGCAGUAGGCCGUGGCAAGCACAUCCAUCCACAAGCAGUUGCAGCAGCCGCUGCCGUUCCGGCAGUAGGCCGUGGCAAGCACAUCCAUCCACAAGCAGUUGCAGCAGCCGCUGCCAUUCCGGCAGUAGGCCCUGGCCAGCACAUCCAUCCACAAGCAGCUGCAGCAGCCGCCGUCAUUCCGGCAGUAGGUCCUGGCAAGCACAUCCAUCCACAAGCAGCUGCAGCAGCCGCCGCCAUUCCGGCAGUAGGCCCUGGCCAGCACAUCCAUCCACAAGCAGCUGCAGCCGCCAUUCCGGCAGUAGGCCGUGGCCAGCAGAAUCAUCCACAAGCAGCUGCAGCCGCCAUUCCGGCAGUAGGCCGUGGCCAGCAGAAUCAUCCACAAGCAGCUGCAGCCGCCAUUCCGGCAGUAGGCCGUGGCCAGCACAUCCAUCCACAAGCAGUUGUAGCCGGGCCGGUGCGCCGGGACCAACAUGUUCAGCCACACAUGUUGGUCCUUCAAAACUUAUUUGAUUUCGAGACUGGUGUCCUAUGGUCGGGGGCGACAAUUCGGACUUUUCAAACGGAAGCGUGUUAUACAACAACUUAUUCCACAAGGUGAUGAAUAUGUGGCACGCUACCACUCCAUUCGUAACUUCGUGGCAGACAACAAGCGCGAGGCCGGUACCAUGUUACUUAAUCAUUUGAUUGAUGUUGGAGCGGUGGUAAUGAAUGGCCCCAUUAUCACCGCAGGCCCAAAUUUCCUACGCUACGUAGAGUAUCUGGAUCUUGGCAGAUUUGGAUACUACAACGUUCACAAUGCACGUUGUGGUGUCGAGCACCAUCUUGGUGAGGGAAAUUUCACAUUCCUACAAACUGGAGGACCGGGACGCUAUAUCUGCUCGCUACAAUUCCCAAUAUAUGGGCCAAAUCUGCUGAUAGAGUUCACCGUCUUGCUGAAACCAGGAAAGAAGCAAGAAAUCUUGCCUUCCUCGCGUUUGCCCAUGAAUUAUUUGCCGCAAGAAUAAUUCUUGAGGCACCCCAAGCCGUGUAUGAACUUCCAGCUGGACUCGAAGCAAUGCCACAGCGCGUGUACGGCGCGUGAAUCCUUCCUGCUCCUGAUGCCGAGGAUAUGUCAACUUCUAAGGGAUUGCUCUCCCCCCCCCCCCGCUCCUCCUCCUCCUCCAUCCACUCUCUUCAUCUAUAGGCAAGGCCACGUGUUUAUAUCGACGUCGGCGAAUAGUCUAGAUCUCGUUCGUCUUCAUCUUAUUGAGUCGCCCAUCAUCAUCAUCGCCCACCCCAUGGUACAUGGCACCCCAUGGCUGACAACAAGCGCGAGGCCGGUACCAUGUUCCUUAAUCAUUUGAUUGAUGUUAGAGCGGUGGUAAUGAAUGGCCCCAUUAUCACCGCAGGCCACAAUUUCCUACGCUACGUAGAGUAUCUGGAUCUUGGCAGAUUUGGAUACUACAACGUUCACAAUGCACGUUGUGGUGUCGAGCACCAUCUUGGUGAGGGAAAUUUCACAUUCCUACAAACUGGAGGACCGGGACGCUAUAUCUGCUCGCUACAAUUCCCAAUAUAUGGGACAA
Molecule: messenger RNA, 1897 nt
Organism: Daphnia pulex (common water flea)
Lineage: Eukaryota; Metazoa; Arthropoda; Branchiopoda; Diplostraca; Daphniidae
Product: F-box/LRR-repeat protein 17-like
Exons: 4
Coding region: 1-930 (309 amino acids)
Source: RefSeq, a predicted model, not a curated record